AUGUUUACUGGUAUUCACUAUGUAUUCGUUCUGAUAACGCCGAUCCUCACAUGCGAAUAUAAGGCUCCUUCCAAAGAGGACGUCACUUAUGCGAUUGCCGAAUAUCCAGAAGGUCAUCGGCAAAAACGCGAACCAAGAUCUUGGGAUUGGAUGAGAAUUGAAACUGAAUACGAUCCUACAUUCAAUAUACUCGAUGAGGAAAAGAAAGAGGUACUCGAGGAUAUGAUUACUUCGGCACGUGACUAUUUCGAAAGCACACUCAAAGUACAACGACUUGGCUCCAUUCAAUUAAGACCGGCAUGCAUUGGGGAAGGAACAGUAGAUCUCAACAAUACAUAUCAGUGUAGCGUCGAUUGCGAGAAAAGAUGCGGUGGAGCAUUGGCAUCGGUGGAUGCUCCUUAUUUCGCUCACUGUUCCUGCAAAUACGGACCAUGUCCAUCAAUGCAACGGAAUUGGGGAGGAAAACUGAGAAAUGCGGAUUUUGUGUUAUUUGUAUCCGUAAAGGAGCAGAGUUGCGGUCCACUAACGCUGGCAUUCGCAUCGCAUUGUGCACUUGACCAACACACGCAGAGGCCGAUUGCUGGUCACGUGAAUAUUUGUCUGAGCGCAUUCAAAAGUUUCAAAGCACACGAGAUCUCACUAUGGGAGGCGACCAUCAAACAUGAACUUAUUCAUGCUUUCGUCUUUUCGCCUUCACUUUUCCCACUAUUUAAAGGUGCUGGAGAGGUGAUCAAAUGCAGUGCAAAUCGUUUGGCGAAAGUGCGUUGUAACUUAGUAGAAGACAUGAAGGCUGUACCAGAUGAGUACGAUUAUAAUAUUCCUAAUUUGUACAAGAACAGGAAAGGCAAAACGGUAACCGGGCACGGUCAAGUGGAAGCAGGGGAUUUUUGCCCAUAUUACAGGACCUACGGUGGUGUGUCAAGAGAGGACAGUGAUACUCGUUGCACGUUUCCUGGUAACAUGAACUACAACAAUUAUUCUCUAGAAGUAUUCUCACCAACGGCGCGUUGUUUUCAUCUGGAAGACGGUAUUAAAGUGAAAAGCGAACGUGGUACGGUGAAAUGGAUGCAUUCUGUCGGAUGCUAUGAGACCGUUUGCAAAGAUAAUCGGCUUCACAUCAAAACUCAGAAUUCUAAAUUCUACCCAUGCUAUCAAGGUGGACAGUUAAUACAUGUUAAAAAGCGAGUACAUGGUGUUGGUACGGUUACGACAAAAAUCGUCUGUCCAUCAUGUACGGAACUGUGUGGGACGCAGUAUUGCGCACCCGAUAAGAAUUUCAAUGGUCGAGUUGGUGAUCCGACAAGAGAAGCCAUUCCAUACCAUCCGAAGUUUAUUAUCAUGUUUCUCGUUGUUCUGACUCUCCACUAG
Molecule: messenger RNA, 1368 nt
Organism: Angiostrongylus costaricensis
Lineage: Eukaryota; Metazoa; Nematoda; Chromadorea; Rhabditida; Metastrongylidae
Source: the annotation of a GenBank genome assembly